Harpia harpyja (harpy eagle) is the source of this 3114-nucleotide messenger RNA. It is a transcript of the gene VOPP1, whose product is annotated as VOPP1 WW domain binding protein. The transcript is spliced from 5 exons. Lineage: Eukaryota; Metazoa; Chordata; Aves; Accipitriformes; Accipitridae. The coding region runs from base 345 to 851 and encodes 168 amino acids. Gene Ontology annotation, cellular component: cytoplasmic vesicle membrane. The record is from RefSeq and is a predicted model, not a curated record.
CCUCCGCCUCGCCUCGCCGCGGCGCUGCCCGCCCGCCCGGCUCCGGCCGCCGCCGAGGGAAUCGGCGGGUCAGCCCGCCCUCGCCUUGCUGUGGGGCGUCCCCGCCGCUUUACCCCGCCUCGUCCCUCUGCCCCCGGCGCGGGCUUCUCGCCGCCCCUUCCCCCGGGUUGUCUGUCAGCCCGCCCUGCUCGCUGCUCCUCCGUGUCCGUGUCCCCCCCGCCGCCCCCGGAGCUCCCCCGCCGCCGGGGAUGGCGCCCCUGACAGCGCCCGUCCGCGCCUGAGCCGGUAGGGGCGAGCCCGCCGCCGCCGCGGGAGGAGGAGGAGGAGGAGGAGGAAGAAGAGAGAUGAACCGCUUCCAGCCCGGGGUCGCGCUGCUGCUCUCGCUGCUGUGGGAGUGUACGGAGGCCAAAAAGCAUUGCUGGUACUUUGAAGGAUUAUAUCCUACAUAUUAUAUAUGUCGCUCCUAUGAGGAUUGCUGUGGUUCAAGAUGCUGUGUAAGAGCGCUCUCUAUCCAGCGACUAUGGUAUUUUUGGUUCCUUUUGAUGAUGGGAGUUUUGUUCUGUUGCGGAGCUGGUUUCUUUAUCCGAAGGCGAAUGUACCCUCCUCCACUAGUAGAAGAACCUACUUUUAACGUGUCUUACACCAGACAACCAGUCAACACUGCAUCAGGGUCACAACAAUCUGGAGUGCCGUAUUACACAGAUCCAGGUGGACCUGUGAUGAAUCCCAUGGCUAUGGCUUUCCACGUCCAGCCCAAUUCCCCGCAAGGAAACCCAGUGUACCCACCCCCACCCUCCUACUGCAACACACCACCUCCCCCUUACGAGCAGGUGGUGAAAUCCUCCACAUGAGGACUCUGGCUUUCUGACCUGACUGUGUGAGAAGGUGCCAUUGCAAAAUGACCGAGAUGGAGGGCAUCCGCCCUUUUGAACACUUGCUAGUUCUCCAAGUCCUCUCUCCUUCCCUUCCCUGCACCUUUCCUCAUUAAAGUUACUUGCAAAGGGGUAAUUUUUAAAAUUCUUUUCUUUUUUUUUUUUUUUUAGUAGAAGUGGAUUUUUUUCUUUGUCUUCAUAAUGAGAGAAGUUGUCUUUGUAAUGCUUUUAAUGGAAACCUAUAUUUAAAACCUGUAUGUCUUUCUCUUUAUUUACUGUUCGUUUCAAUCAUGGGUUUAAUUGCGUUGUGGCAGGCUACUGAUAGCGAUUCUUUAUGCAACCCCAGAGUGAUGUGCACUCUCCUAAGACCCCAUAGCAGAAAUGCCCUCAUCUACGGGAAACGACAGAGAAAGAGGGUAGAAGUAGAAGAGGCAGGGCAAUGCUUUUACCAGAAAUGGAGACCACCAUCUUUGUCUUUUACGAUUUUCUGGUACAAUUUGGUUCUGAUGCACAACAGAAAGAUGCUGUGAUAGAAGUCUCUGUGACUGGACCACCAGCGUUGGUCGAGUCGUGGCAGGGGCUUUGCCAAGCGCCCUAGAAAAGAGGGAGUCAUUACUUUAAAUGAUGCAUCUAAAAGCUGAAGGACCAGGAUUUGAGUAUUUCUUGGCCAGCACCUGGGCUCUGCCUGUGUGAUCGGCAUGUGGCCCCCCUUGUUCUGCCAGCAGUAAGAUUGUAUGAAACAGCCGAUGACCUAAAUGUUGUUAGUGAAAGGGAGGUGUUAUAACUUCAGAGCUACUUGUGCUUGUGCCUCUUGACAGAACGGUUAGAAACACUGAAAUAUGUAGGUAAGUUUUCUUCCCUAAAUUGGAAAAUAAUUACAGUAAGAAGGAAUGGGAGCAUGUUUCCAGGCUUGCUCCCCUUGACAUUGAUGGGAGUUUUGUCCCUGAGAAAUAGUAGCUUUCAUUAUGGUCUUACUGCUGCCACAAAGAGUACCAAGUAGAGCUGUCAUCUCCAGGUGACAGAUCUGUAAAACUGCUCUCCUGUCUAGGUCAGGCAAAUAACUUUUUGGGACCGGUGUUUAAGAGCAGUUCCUUGACCUGAUGCACAGGUGGUUUGGCUUUCAGUGACUCUUAGCUCUUCAUGUGUUUUGCUGUGAGCAGCCCCAGGAUUCCCAAUUCACCAUCUCAUGUUUGUGUCUGACUCUCUGAGCGACCACCGUCAACACCUUCAAAUAAACACAGAGCCCCUUUACCUCUGAGGGCACUCACACCCAUCUGUGUCUAGCAAAAAUGUGAAGCUACUCUGAGACAUGACUACAUAUUAAUGGGACCUUCUCCCUUUGUGCAUAUUCAGAGCUGUGUCACUAGCAAGUGACAAAAAGAAGAUGCUAUUGCCUUCUACUGCUGAAGGACCUGCAGAAACAGCGUAGCUGAGGGUUAGGAGUCCGAUAUGGUCCUUUGGGUACCAGGUGAAUGCUUACUCACUGCCAAUACACCGACUGCUCCUGUGUCACUUCAGCCAGGACACAGAGGUCACCGAGGUGGUUUGGAGUAAUCUGAAGACCUGUGGUGCACAGGGAGCCAAAGCUUUAUGGUGCAGUUAAUGCAUGCCAGUGGCUUGUGAGAACUUGUUCCUAGGCAGCAAGCUGGAUUUGCAGAACUGUCAGAAAAGACCAUCCCUUUUAUUAUGAACAUGAGUCUCUUAACAGAAAAACCACUAAGGGUCACUGGUUCUAAAAGCUGCUGGUGCAGUUAGUAGUCAUCUGGAGCACAGCUAGCUUUUGAGGAGCUCAUUCCUGCAGAUCUGACUUGGGUGAAAUUGUAACUAAGGCUUUCCCUUACUGUGUGUCAUAAUAAGGGACAAAGCAAAGUAAUUCUGUGUGUGUGGUGGACACUUAAGAUAACAAAAAAGUAUGUUUUGUGUAUGAUUACUAGGUCCAUCUGCACACCACAACUGUAUAUAUUUUCUAAAUUAGUGUGCACUUGAAGUGUAAAGCUGCAUAUGUCACUGAAUAUGGUUGUGUAUACAUGACAAAAAUUUUUUAAAAGCAGAUCCAACCUUUCUUUUUCUGUCAAUAGAAAUGACAACAGACCUCGUGUUAGUAGAUAGAUGUUAAGUCCUUUUAUAUUAUGAAAUGUGCCUGUGACAGCUGUCAUUUUCUUGGACACAUUGAAUAGAAGCCUUUUAUAGUGAAUUCUUAUGCUGUACAUUGAAAUUCAACUUCUGGUGAAGUUUUCCUGAA